Molecule: messenger RNA, 366 nt
Organism: Zychaea mexicana
Lineage: Eukaryota; Fungi; Mucoromycota; Mucoromycetes; Mucorales; Lichtheimiaceae
Exons: 1
Coding region: 1-366 (121 amino acids)
Source: RefSeq, a predicted model, not a curated record
AUGAUCCUGCCACAACGACUACGACGAUCCAUUACCAUUAUAACCACUCCACUAUUACUAUCACUGUUGUUGACCACUCUUAGUUACAUCGAAGAAAGCAACGCAUCAGCAUUGCCAGACCCAACCAAAUUCUCAGCCAACUGCUUCUGCAAAGGUGGUAAAGGUGCCGAUUUCGCCGGGUACAACGGACGAGCAACAAGGACUUGCUGUGACAGCAACGAAAUGGGCUUCUACUUUACCUUCUUAGAUUUCUGUAUCAAAGUCGAUCCAGCCCGUCAAAACGAGUAUAAGGAUUGUUGUACACUCAAUAACGCUAUGGACGCCUUCUGCUCUGGCCCAGCACCCAACAUCUUCCCGGAAACAUAA